This is a messenger RNA of Paralichthys olivaceus (Japanese flounder), 3400 nucleotides long. The record is from RefSeq and is a predicted model, not a curated record. NCBI's taxonomy places the organism in Eukaryota, Metazoa, Chordata, Actinopteri, Pleuronectiformes, Paralichthyidae.
GAAAAUGUUAUUAAUAUAAAAUGUUGGCGUCCUCUUCAGUUUCCAACGAGUGCCGUGGUCAGUGCCGGAACGGAGCGACAUGCAAGGAGGGCGACCAGGGUUACCUCUGCCAGUGUCCUCCAGGCUUCGUGGGCACUCACUGUGAAAUCCAGAGGAAUAAAUGCGACAGCGGUCCGUGCCAGAACGGCGGCCAGUGCCACGCGGUGUUGGACGGCUUCGUGUGCGAAUGCCCAGCCGAGUUUGCGGGACAGCUGUGUGAGAUCCCCAGCUGGUCCCCCUCUGACGCUUGUGAUCCGAACCCUUGUAAGAACGAGGCCCAGUGUCACAGCAUCUAUCAGGACUUCUACUGCGCCUGUCCAGAGGACUACCAGGGGAAAACCUGCGAGCGGCUCAAAGAGAACUGCAAGACCGUCCCGUGUCAAGCGAUUGACAGCUGCACCGUUGCCGUAGCGACCAACGACUCGGCUGGAGUGCGACACAUCUCCUCCAACGUCUGUGGUCCACGAGGCCGAUGCCUCAGCCAACCAGGGGGAAACUUCACCUGCGCCUGUGACCCGGGCUUCAGCGGCAUGUACUGCCACGAGAAUAUCAACGACUGCAUCGACAGCCCUUGUGGAAACGGAGGAACCUGCAUCGAUGGGGUGAACUCCUUCCAGUGCUUCUGUCCUGACGGCUGGGAGGGUCGACUCUGCGACCACAACGUCAACGAGUGCCGACACAACCCCUGCAAGAACAGCGGCCGCUGCGUCGACCUGGUGAACGACUUCUACUGCGAGUGUGCCGACAACUGGAAGGGCAAGACCUGCCAUUCCCGCGAGAGCCAAUGCGACGCCACCACCUGCAGUAAUGGAGGCACCUGCUACGACCACGGAGAUGCCUUCCGCUGCGCGUGUCCACCCGGGUGGGGGGGGAACACCUGCAACACAGCCAAGAACAGCACAUGCGCCUCCAGCCCGUGUUCCAACGGUGGAACCUGCGUGGGAGGAGGAGACACCUUCACCUGCAUCUGCAAAGACGGCUGGGAGGGACCCACCUGUGGCCAGAAUACAAACGACUGCAACCCUCAUCCAUGUUACAACGGCGGUAUCUGCGUAGACGGAGUCAACUGGUUCAGGUGCGAGUGCGCUCCUGGUUUCGCCGGACCUGACUGCAGAAUCAACAUAAACGAGUGCCAGUCUUCACCCUGUGCCUACGGAGCCACGUGUGUGGACGAGAUCAACGGUUUCCGAUGCAUCUGUCCGCUCGGUCGAACGGGAGCCAGAUGUCAAGAGUUCAUUGGUAUUGGGAAGACUUGUCACUACACCGGGCUGCAGUUUCCGCAUGGCAGCCGCUGGGAGGAGGAGUGCAACAACUGUCACUGCAUCAACGGCAAAGUGGACUGCACAAAGGUGCUGUGUGGUCGUCGCCCGUGCCUGCUCCAGUCGUCGGGCCAGCAGCAGUCCUGCCCUGCUGGACGGGAGUGUUUAAAGCACAGCUACCUCACUUGCUUCUCCCCCCCUUGCCAUCAAUGGGGGGUUUGCUCCAUGGCCAGACCCUCACCCCCACAAGUAACCACCAAGUGCCAGCCGAACAGCGGGCAUUUGGACAACAGCUGUGUCCGGAUAACACUUGUUUUCAACAGAGACAAAGUACCACCAGGAACAACUGUAGAGAAUAUCUGCUAUGAGCUGAGGUAUCUUUCAAGCCUCCGAAGUUUGGCAAAGGACCACGCGCUUCUCCUGCUCUGUGACGUCUCUCAUUCGAAUCCGGACGCUGUAGAGGUGGCGAUAUCUUUCCAGCCAGAAGAUCUACAGGACCUCAGUAUGAUCCAGAAGGUUGCCAGCGCCAUAGAAGGCACCUUGUCGAGGCGACACAACAGCAGUAUAAUGCUGGCUGUCACUGAGGUCAAAGUGGAAACGCAGGUCAUGCCCCCCUCAGUGGAUUACCUGGUGCCUUCACUCUGUGUCGUCUUCUUCCUGCUCUGCCUCGUCUGCAUCAUUGUAUGCGUUUGGUGGACACGCAAACGGAGAAAAGAACGUGAGAGGAACACGCGAUCUGCUGCAGAGGACAACGUGAACAACCAGUGGGAGCCGCUCCGGAUUGUCGUGGGACGUGCGCAUCAUCAGCAGCAGCAGCAGCUGAAAGAGAGCAACAGGGAGGCUGAGCAGGAGCGCAAAAAGCUCAUGGGUCCUUCUUAUCGGACGUGUGAUGAAGGGGAGGAGGAGGAGGAGACGGAGGGCGAGCUUGAGCUCGAGGAGGAGUGUGGUGGAGCAGAGGCGGGGAAGCAGCCAGUUUAUAAGUACUCUAAGACUGCAGAGCAGUCCAGUGGGGGUGUGAUCUGUACUCUGCACAGCUCCAGUUCAUCCCUCAAAGCGCCUCACCGGACCCCAGGCUACAGCCCCAAAGACAACCGCUGGAAAAAUGUCAGUGCCGUCUUGACUGGUCAGAAAGACCUCAGAGACCACUGUGUAUAAGACAUUUAAACCAAGGACUCGCAGUGUGCAAGCGAGAGAAGCUGCGAGCCAGCAGCUCUUCUUAUUUUCAGACUACUUUUGGAGAGAAAAAGAGGCUUUGUGUUUUAAUAAGCCAUUCUUUGUUUUGAUGUUUUCGUCACUGUCACCUGAAACGAUUUUUGAUUCAGGAGGCUAGAGCACAGUGAACAACCUUUUUUGCUUCUGUUCGCUUAUUUUUCUUUGAUUAUGUACAGAAGGAGCUGAAAUGUUAACGUUUGUUUCAGGAGGCAAAAGAAGCUCUCUGCAAUUUUUGUUUAUGGAUUUGUACCAUUUAAGAAACGAUGAAUCAAGAAAAAGGAGAAAAAACAACUUGUAUAAAGGUUUUUUUGUUUGUUUUGUUUACAGAUUAUGAUUUUGUUGAAUUGUCAGCGGGCUCCUGUUCAGUGUCUGUGUCUGGGGACAGAUGCACGUUAAAGGGACGGUAAAGGAAGGGUUUAGAGGGAAAUGUCCUGUUGCAGUCGCAGCAACAGAGGAAACCUUCCAGUCUCUGUCCGGCUUCGCCCACUGAUCCACCUGUGGCCGUCAUGCGCCAGCCUUACCAAAACACUUGGCCUGGAGGGGAGAGGGGACAGAAACCCCAGUGCCUACUAUGUGGCCUUCCAUUGUUUUGUUUUAUUUUGCUCCUGUCUCUCAGUCGUCUUGGCUGAAAGCUCUGUUUGAGGAUUUUCUGCAGUAUUUGAGUUGGUAGCAAGUGCCUUUCUAAGAGCUGUGUCGAGGCUCCGAGUCGCGCUGCCCAGUUUGACCUCCUCGUUCUCAAAUCUCAAAGGGAUAUAAGUGUACAUUUAGAGAGUUCAAUUUCACAGCAACGCCAUUCAAGGUAUUUGAUCAAAACAGAAAUGAAUACUCUGUACAUAUGUGUAAAUACUAAAGGAGUCGCUGUGUAUAUUUGAAAUAAGUAACUUAAAGAC